AUGAACCUAAUAAGCGUUGAAGAAGUCGCAGGUAGACUACCAGUAUCUAAGGCUGAUGAAGUAAUAAAUCAACUUCUUGGCGAACAACUAGAAAUCUAUGAAUUAGAAAAGCAAUUAAAAAAUUUACAACUUCAAGAAAAUCAAACUG
Molecule: messenger RNA, 148 nt
Organism: Cetraspora pellucida
Lineage: Eukaryota; Fungi; Glomeromycota; Glomeromycetes; Diversisporales; Gigasporaceae
Source: the annotation of a GenBank genome assembly